Messenger RNA from Colletotrichum phormii, 2360 nucleotides. RefSeq lists its product as uncharacterized. NCBI's taxonomy places the organism in Eukaryota, Fungi, Ascomycota, Sordariomycetes, Glomerellales, Glomerellaceae. The transcript has a single exon. The record is from RefSeq and is a predicted model, not a curated record. The coding region runs from base 285 to 2348 and encodes 687 amino acids.
UCUUGUUGAACGGCUCCAUUCGCGCCAUUGUCUUCUUUAAAUGGAGGCAAACUCCGCACCUCCCAGCUAGUCAUCAAGGCUUUCCCUCUUCUCUUCUUCUUGCGAUCAAGGGAUUGUUGACCAUCUCCUUGCCCAACCGACAUUCUUUUUUCCAGACAUUCGUUCAUUCACUCAUUCAAAAGGCUCUAGUCCUUUCAAACAAGCUACCAAACGAGACAUACACGAUCAUUCAUUUACUGAACUUUGAAAGUUCCUGAACUGCUAUAUAUACAACAACAGCAAACAUGCGUUUCUUCUCCGUCCUCGGCUUCGCGGCCGCGGCCGUCGCCCAGCUGACGUCGUCUUCCCUCGAGAAGCACGUUGACACCGCCACCAUCAAGUCCUUCAACCCCAUCAAGGAGGCUUACUGGACCGGUCUCCCCCACCAUCGCCGUACCCCCUUCGCCGUCUCCCCCGACGGAAAGUCGGCCUGGCUCGCGUACCUCGACUCCUCCGAGACGGGCGUCCACGUCCAGCAGAUCGACCCCACCACCUUCGCCGCCACCGGUGACCCCGUCACCGUCUCGGGCGGUAAGGAGGCUGCCGGUCUCGUCGCCCACAACGAUGGUUUCGCUGUCAUGACCAACGAGGUUCUCUCCGGCUCCGGCACCGACGUCGCCAUCGCUGUUCUCUACCGCUACACCACCGGCAAGACCGAGCCCACCUUCAAGACCUGGCUCGGCGGCCCCAACGUCGACGGAAGCCAGGCCAUGGCCUCCCCCGACGUCAACGGUGACCUCGUCUUCUCCGAGAAGGCCGGUUACUACGCCGCUUACAUCGUCGUCACCGCCUACCAGGGCGAUGCCACCGGCCACUUUGGUGAUGCCAUCCGCUACGUUGACACCGCCGGAAAGCUCACCUCCAUCUCUGGCGCCUCCUCCAGCUGGGGCUGCUCCCACAACACCGGUAUCGCCUUCGAGGCCGCCGACGCCGCUCCCUUCGCCUCCAUCUGCGCCGAGGACCAGGGUGCCGUCUGGCUCAACACCAAGUCCCAGGGCAUGACCACCGACAACGUCAAGAUCUCCAACGAGCACGUCAUCAACGGCGGUGCCAACGAGGCCAUGGGCGGUAUGUCCGGCUCCUACUCCAACCUUGCCCGCUUCAUCGGCGCCGACUCGUACAUCUUCUCCUGGGUCUCCCGUGGUGCCAUCGACCUGACCGAGAACUCCUGGAUGGGCUCCGGCUACACCACCUCCAAGAACCGCACCAACAACCGCAACGUCGCCAUCGCCCUCUUCUCCGACAAGAACACCCUCGUCGGUUCCCAGGCCACCUCCGUUGCCGGCACCGCCGACGGUGACUCCCAGGUCAACUGGAUGACCUCGGGCUCCAACGACUGCUCCAACGCCCACGCCGCCACCUUCGACUCCUCCAAGGCCCUCAUCACCUGGGAGGAGAUCUCCUCCCCCACCUGCGCCUUCGACGCCAUGGGCUGCCAGGGUACCUUCGCCGGCACCAAGUUCCAGAUGGUCGGCAGCGACGGCAAGAAGAUUGGUGAGGUCCUCAGCUCCGACGACACUUACGUCGCUGGUGACAUGGUUACCAUGUCCGACGGCCGUAUCUGCUGGCCUUACGUCUCCAUGACCUGGAAGCUCGACGGCCCCGUCACCGGCUCCCCCGUUACCAAGAUGUCUUUCGCUUGCAUGGCUGGCGGCGCCGGCUCCGGCACCGCUUCUUCCGCUGCUCCCGCCUCCUCUGCUGCCCCUGCCACCACUGAGGCUGUUGACGCCGUCGCCACCAGCGCUGUGAACUCUGCUGACCCCACCUUCGCCUCCGGCACCGCCCCCGAGCCCAUCUUCGAGACCAUCUCCGGCCCGGCCUACACCCCCUCCGCUUCCGCUUCCGCCCCGGCCGCCGUCCCCACCUCCUCUGAGGCUGCCUCCGUCCCCGCUUCCGCCCCCGCCUCGUCUGCCCCGGCUGCCUCCGCCUCCGCCUCCGCCCCCUCCGGCGCUCCCGUCCCUAUCUUCGAGACUGUGUCCCAGGCCCCUGCCUCAUCUGCCGCUCCCGUUCCCGGCACCACCGUCUCCGAGGCCAAGCCCGAGCUGACCGCCACCCCCUCCGGCGCUCCCGUCCCUAUCUUCGAGACUGUGUCCCAGGUCCCUGCCUCACCUGCCGCUCCCGUUCCCGGCACCACCGUCUCCGAAGCCAAGCCCGAGCUGACCGCCACCCCCUCCGGCGCCGCUCCCUCCAAGACCAAGAAGACUCGCACCCGCACCAAGACCCGUGGCCCCAAGCCCACUGGUGCGCCUGCUCAGAGCGGCAAGUGCAGCACCCGCACCACCAUCAAGACCGUCUACGUCACAGCAUAAAUGAGUAGAUGA